UACGGAGCCACUAGAUAUUAUCUCAUAACACGACGUGCAUAACCUGCGUUACCCGGUAAAACUAACUCACUCAGUUCCAUAUUCACCGGCAUUUCCGGUUCCUUUAUCUCCUGCACGAAAUCUCGGUAUAAAUCCAUUCCUUUACAUUUCUCUAGACAGUCUCGAUCUCACCGGAAUCGUAAUCGUAACCUCCGAUCAUCGUUCCUCCCGGAAUAGACUAGAUAGUUUUGAGACUAACUUACUGAAGAUGGCGGAUAAUGAGGAGGGAGAGGAAACCACUUCUCGUGGAAAUGAAUGGGAAGUUGUUUCACUUACAGCAUCAGCAUAUGCUGCUGCUCCAGGUCCAAAAGGAAUUGAAAUGAGUGAUGAUGGCAAGAGUAAUACCUUUAAAGGCAAUGAAGCGGAAACUUCUCAUGCAAUGUUUUUGUCUGGUCACUUUGUCUUUCCACCUAGUCAGCAUGAGAAUUUGCCGUUGGAACCUGAUGACACUGAGAUCCAUAAUGAACAUGGAAGUGAGGAUGUGAUUCCUGAAUCGAAUGUGGAGAAAGGUGGUCAUUCUGAUGGAAAAAAUGAAGAUAAUUGGAGUGUCAAAGAUCUUACUAAAGGAGAUGAAUUCCCUGGCAUACAGUUGUUUGAUGAAGGGGGAAAAAGUCUAUCUGAUCGUGGCAAAGGUUUUGAAGAAGGAACAGCCCUCAAAGGGCUAAAUCUGGUUGACAAAGAGCCUGAUAUUUACAGUGCUGCUAAAUUUAGUUCUUUGCACAGUGAACCAACUAUUGGUGGAUCUACCACAUAUGAUGGGAAUACGGUUAUCCCAGAUCUAGUUGAACCUCCUGAGCUAGGUGCAGACCUCCAUGCAGAUAUCUCACAAUCUCCAAAAUCUACAAAAGAUGAUGAUAGAUAUGAUGGGUCCAAUCUUCCUUGUGAAGCUUGGUGGAAGAGACGAGCAGCUUCCUUUUAUGGUCAUGCAAAAGAGGCAAAUGCAUUUUGGUCUAUCUUUAUUGCUGCAGCUGUGAUGGGCCUUGUAAUUCUUGGGCAGCGAUGGCAGCAUGAAAGAUGGCAGGUUUUACAACUUAAAUGGCAGUUUGGCGUUAAUGAUGAGAAAAUGGGCAGGAUGUUGGGGCCCAUAAUUCGAUUAAAGGAUGUGAUAGUGGGUGGGAACCGCCGGGGUUCUUUUAUCAGAGGCAGCAGCACCUCAGGAAACCGUUAAGAUGAUGACGAAAAAGAGAAGGGGCGUCAGGAUGAUGGUAUGUUAGUUUGUUAUUGUGUGGAUCACCUAUUUUUCUUGUGACAAAGCUUUACAAAGCUACAUAUUUUAAGUUUGCUUAUUGUUAUGCUACUAUUAUGUUGGUGGUGGGUUGGCCUUUUUCGUCUUGAGAAUGGUUAAAGAUUAGGAGGUUAUAUAA
Molecule: messenger RNA, 1403 nt
Organism: Vitis vinifera (wine grape)
Lineage: Eukaryota; Viridiplantae; Streptophyta; Magnoliopsida; Vitales; Vitaceae
Product: ATG8-interacting protein 1
Exons: 3
Coding region: 248-1207 (319 amino acids)
Cellular component (GO): intracellular membrane-bounded organelle
Source: RefSeq, a predicted model, not a curated record